GCACGCAGGCCGGGGUAGAGGGUGUGAAACAGCUGAGGUACUGCACGAGCUGCGGAGUGGACGCCAUGGAAGUUGACCCGUUGUCGGUGACGUUCCGAUGGCAAAUCAACGGCUUCUCCAAGCUGAGAGAGCGGGAGGUUCACUCCAACACCUUCCUGGUUGGGGGGUACAGCUGGCGGCUAGUGAUGUACCCGGAAGGGAACAAGGAUUCAAAGGGCUUGUCGUUGUUCCUUGGCGUGGCGAAUGCCUCAACGCUGCAGCCCGGUUGGACCAAGCGCGUGGACUUUGCGUUGACUGUCAGUUUGACCGGACAAAGUCAGUGCGGAGAG
Molecule: messenger RNA, 329 nt
Organism: Closterium sp. Naga37s-1
Lineage: Eukaryota; Viridiplantae; Streptophyta; Zygnematophyceae; Desmidiales; Closteriaceae
Source: the annotation of a GenBank genome assembly